UAGUAACCUCCAGGGAAGAAAGACGUAUGUUUUCGUCGUUAUGUUCCGGAAAACUCUCUGGAGAAACACUGCGAGCGAUGUAGUGAGCCGGCAUCAGGACCAAGCUCUGAGUACGACGAUAUUCAUCCUGAAAGAAUACGGGCCUACGGGAUUCCUUCUGAAGGAGGAAGGAGAAUCCAAGAGCUUCAAGGCAUGCUUAGGAAACCCUCAUACCUGCACCUGUCCUACAUAUGUGAAAGAGAGAGAUCUCUGCAAGCAUAUCUGCUGGGUUUUGAUAAGGAAAUUCAGACUUCCCAGAGAUCAUGAGUACUGUUUCCAGCUGGGCCUGGCGGAUGGACAGAUCAAUGAAAUGGUGCGGGGUCGGCACCGGCCGAAAACGCCGCGCCCCGCAGACACGCCCACACCGCCUGCGGCCGAGGAGGAUGGGGGCGUGCGGCAGAAGGAGGUUGAAGAGGGGGACGUGUGUCCCAUCUGCCAGGAGGACCUGAUGGCGAAAAGGCUUCCUGUGUCAUAUUGCAGAUACGGUUGUGGGAAUAACGUUCACAUUUCCUGCAUGAAAAUCUGGGCGGACCAUCAGAGCCGGGCAGACGCGGACUGCAUGGUGAAGUGUCCUCUCUGCAGGGAGGUCUACGCACCGAUGAAGGUGCUUCUGGAGCAGGUUAAAAAUGCCGCCUCUCUGCUGACCACAGCGGAGAGAGAGCGUUCGGACAAACACCUGGGGAUCCCCUGCAACAGCUGUAAGGUCUGCCCCAUCACUGGCAAGUGCUUCCGAUGCACUGUCUGCAGCCACUAUCACCUGUGUGAGGACUGCUUCAAUAAGCAUGGCCAUGCUCAACAUCCUCUCGUGUUUCGCCUGGUGAGUGACCUGCCUGUGAUGCAAAUAGUAAGACAUAAUCAUGUUGUAGAGUUUGAGGGAGUCCCUGCACAGAUUGUAAAGGGCCUGCUGGCUGUGGAGGUGAGACAGGGCUCCAAGCUGCUGAGCCCCGGACAGCAGUGCAGACUGUGUCUGAAGAGCUUUCACCCUGGCCAGCACGUCAAGCACCUGCCCUGCCACCAUAAGUUCCAUGCAGACUGCGCCGACACGCAGCUGCAGCAGUCCAACUCAUGCCCGCUGGACGGACACAUCAUCUACAACCCCCUCACCUGGAAAAGGGCAGGAAGUAAGAGCAAACCAAAAGAGGCCCCGCCCACACAGGGUCCGCCCAAGCUUCCAGAUCAGCUGCAGCAGGACCUGUUUGUCCCGGGGCUGGGACUGCAGGUAAAGACUACCUCAGGAGGUCCAGCCCCCAGAACGGCCGGCCCACAGAGGAGUGACCCCUCCAUAGCUCCGCCCCUCAGUGACUCUGCAGCCAAUGGCGCGCAGGGUCUCUGCGGUAAUGACGAGCACACAGAGACGGCGAUUAGAGAGAGGGGCUCCUCGGAUCCAGGGGUUCAGACGAAUCCCCCCCUGAGAGACGCAAGAUGUGUCCCUCCCAAAGAGUGCCGCUCACCCGAACCGCUGAGGGGGGAGCCCGAGAGGGCGCGGCCGAGCACCAAUGCCAGGCGCUGGGGCCGAAACCCCGCAGCCAGGAGGAUGGUGAAAAGCCUGGAUGGGGCUGCUGUCCCGGCCGGAGCUGAAAGGCCACAGCAGAGCCUGGUGGGAGGGUUAAACGGCCUGGAGAUACCAGUGCACCCCAGGGGGACCGUGAACACAUCACAAACCAGACUGCAGAAGAGACCGCCGGCCCCCAGACCGAGCCCUGCAGCUGCAAGGGAGAGAGACCCAGCUUUCACAGUGACCGGUGUCCUGACCAGGUCUGCUGACAGGGGGAGAGAGUAG
Megalops cyprinoides (Indo-Pacific tarpon) is the source of this 1819-nucleotide messenger RNA. RefSeq names its product zinc finger, SWIM-type containing 2 (gene zswim2). Lineage: Eukaryota; Metazoa; Chordata; Actinopteri; Elopiformes; Megalopidae. The transcript has 9 exons. The coding region runs from base 41 to 1819 and encodes 592 amino acids. Gene Ontology annotation, molecular function: ubiquitin protein ligase activity; zinc ion binding. The record is from RefSeq and is a predicted model, not a curated record.